Messenger RNA from Melopsittacus undulatus (budgerigar), 844 nucleotides. RefSeq names its product SRY-box transcription factor 12 (gene SOX12). Gene Ontology annotation, biological process: anatomical structure morphogenesis; negative regulation of transcription by RNA polymerase II; cell differentiation. Gene Ontology annotation, molecular function: RNA polymerase II cis-regulatory region sequence-specific DNA binding; DNA-binding transcription factor activity, RNA polymerase II-specific. The coding region runs from base 1 to 831 and encodes 276 amino acids. Lineage: Eukaryota; Metazoa; Chordata; Aves; Psittaciformes; Psittaculidae. The record is from RefSeq and is a predicted model, not a curated record. The transcript has a single exon.
AUGGUGCAGCAGCGCGGGGCGCGGGGCCGGGGCGCGGAGGCUCGACGGGAGCCCUGUGCCCCGCUGCCCUCCCGUGAUGCGGAACCGGCGUGGUGCAAGACCCCCAGCGGGCACAUCAAGCGGCCCAUGAACGCCUUCAUGGUGUGGUCCCAACACGAGCGCCGCAAGAUCAUGGACCAGUGGCCCGAUAUGCACAACGCCGAGAUCUCCAAGCGCCUGGGCCGGCGCUGGCAGCUCCUGCACGACUCCGAGAAGAUCCCCUUUGUGAAGGAGGCCGAGCGCCUGCGCCUCAAGCACAUGGCCGAUUACCCCGACUACAAGUACCGGCCGCGGAAAAAGGGCAAAGUGGGCACCGGCGCCGCCCGCCCGCGGCUCCCGGUGAAGAUCAAACCGUCGGUGCUGGGCCGCGGCUCCGCCGGCCGCAGGCAGCACGGCAAGGCCCCGGCGGAGCCACCGGAGCCCGCACCGGAGCUGCCCCCCGACGGCAGCCCCGCGGCCCCGGAGCCCCCCGCGCCCCCCAGCCCCGAGCCGGGGAGCUCCCCGCAGAGCGGGUCCCCCUCUCCCGUGUCGGCCGCGUCCCCUCCCUCCUCCUUCGGUUCCUCCGAUGAGGAGCCGGAGGAGGAGGCGCUGGGGGCCGGGCCGGGCCGGGCUCCCCCCGGUGCCACCGGCGCUGCCCUGGACUGGUCCGUCCUGGACAAGGACCACGACCUCUUCCCGAGGGGAGGCUCCUCGCACUUCGAGUUCCCGGACUAUUGCACGCCCGAGGUGACGGAGAUGAUAGCAGGGGACUGGCUCAUGUCCAGCAUCUCGGACUUGGUCUUUACCUACUGAGUCCCUCGCUCUG